AUGGAUGGAAAUAAUAAUAAUAAUAAUAAUAAUAAUAAUAAUAAUAAUAAUGAAGAAGAUAAUAAUUUAGCAAAAGAUAAUAUUUUAAAAGAUUUUGAUAAUAAUGAUAAUAGCAAUGAUAAUAAUAAUUUAACAAAAUCAACAGAUGAAAAUAAAGAACAAGAACAAGUUAAAAGAAGAUUAUCAUUUCAAAAUUUAGAUAAUCAUCCAAUGAAUACAGUUUCAAAGAAUCAAGCACAUAAUGCAUACACUUUUCAAGCCUAUGAUCAAAAAGAUGUUAGAACAGGAGCAUAUCCAAAAUUAUCCAUUGAUUUAUUUGGUACUUCAAAAGAGAUUCCACAAAUUUUUCAUGAGAUGAAACAACAAAUUGGUGAAAAGCGUGCCAAUAGACCAUCAUCACCAACUCAAUACCUCUCCACGAUUCAAUCAUCGACAACAACCGUUCAAAAACAACAAGCUAAAUCUUUUGCUGAAACUUUAUCAAUUAAAGAUAUUUUCAAUCAACCACCACCAUCAACAGCUACACCAGCAUCUACAUCGACUUCAAGUACAACUACAAUUGGUAAAGGUGAGAAUCAUAAUGCAAUUAUUCAAGGUGCAGAUGUUGUAAUACCACCAACUAAAAAAGAGAUAUCAGGAGGUGAACAUACUCCAAUCGAAAUGAAACCAAUGGGUCAAACCGCUGAAUUAUCUAAAAAGGAUAAAUCUGCAACCAAACAAAAAGCUUCCGAAUAUGAUGUUAAUGAACAUGAACUAACACUUGAACAAAUUUCUGAAAAAUUUUCAACAAAUAUUAAUUCAAAUGAUCCAUCAUUAUCAUCUGGUUUAACACAAUCAUUAGCAAAUGAAUUAUUAAUUAGAAAUGGUAAAAAUAUAUUAAAACCACCAAAAGAGGUACCAUGGUAUGUUCAAUUAGGAAAAUGUUUUACAAAUUUCUUUAUGAUACUUUUAGAAGUUGCAGGAGCAUUAUGUUUUUUAGCUUAUGGAUUGGAUAGAAAUCAAAGGGUAAAUUUAUAUUUGGCAUGCGUUUUAUAUGCAAUUGUAAUAUUUACAUGUUUAUUAACAUUCUCACAAGAGCGUCAAACUGGUAACAUUAUGAAAUCAUUUAAGAAUCUUUUACCACAAUCAUGUCGUGUUAUUCGUGAUGGUUCAGAGACCAAAGUCAAGGUGGAGGAUAUUGUAGUUGGUGAUAUUGUAAUGUGUCAAGCUGGUGAUAAAGUACCUGCCGAUAUUCGUAUUAUCACAUGUAAUGGUAUGAAAGUGGAUAAUUCAUCAUUGACUGGUGAGAGUGAUGCCCAAUCUUGUACUGUUACAUGUACCGAUGAUAAUCCAUUGGAGACUCAUAAUCUUGCUUUCUGUGGUACAUUGGUUAUGGAUGGUUCAGCUCGUGGUGUUGUAAUUAGAACUGGUUCAAAUACAUUGAUUGGUAAAAUCGCAGAUUUAGCAUCAAAUACAGAACAAACCGAAACAACAUUACAAAUCGAAAUUAAAAGAUUCGUUCAUUUCAUCACUGCAUUGGGUAUCACUAUGGGUUUGAUCUUCUUUAUCAUUGGUUUCGCAGUUGGUAUUGAUUCAAUUCAAAAUUUAAUUAAUGUGUUGGGUUUAAUUGUUGCAAAUGUACCAGAGGGUUUACCAUCAACUAUUACAGCUUGUUUAACGGUUACAGCACGUCGUUUGUCAAGAAGAAAUGUUUAUAGUAAGAAAUUGGAAUCCAUUGAAACAUUAGGUUCAAUUACAUUGAUUGCAUCAGAUAAAACAGGUACUCUCACUCAAAAUCGUAUGACCGUUAGCCAUAUGUGGUAUGACAAUACCAUUGUUAGAGCCAUUGAAAAUGGUGGUACCAUUGGUCGUCAGUUAUUCGAUAUUGGUACACCAACUUGUGCAGCAUUAUUAAAUGUAGGUGCUUGUUGUAAUCGUGCAGAUUUCGAUAGAUUAUUAGAGGGUAAUAUGGAAAGACCAAUUGAAAAUCGAUUAAUUCUUGGUGAUGCUUCAGAGAGUGCAAUUCUUCGUCUUUGUCAUACAAUUGAAGAUAUUGAAAUUACUCGUGCUAAAAAUCCAAAAGUUUUUGAAAUCCCAUUCAAUUCAACAAAUAAAUGGCAACUUUCAAUUCAUAAACUACCAAAUGAUCAACCACAAUCAAAUACUUCUACCGCUAGAAUAUUGUAUAUGAAAGGUGCACCAGAGAUUAUCUUUGAAAAAUGUUCAAAACUUAUGAUUAAUGGUAAAGAAUUGGAAAUUGAUGAAAAGAUAAAGAAUGAUUUCAUUCAAGCAUAUGAAGCAUUGGGUAGUAUGGGUGAAAGAUGUUUAGGUUUCGCUCAAUUAUUAUUAGAUAAUGAAAAUACCGUACCAAAUGAUAUGUAUGAUGCUCAAACUUUAAAUUUCCCAAUGACAGGUUUAACAUUUGUUGGUUUAUGUUCAUUAUUAGAUCCACCAAGAGAAAAUGUACCAUUUGCAGUUCAUCAAUGUAAAACAGCUGGUAUUAAAGUUAUUAUGGUCACUGGUGAUCAUCCAAUCACUGCUAAAGCUAUCGCUAAAAAAGUUGGUAUCAUCUCCUCACCAACUGCCGAAGAUAUAGCAUUGGAAAGAGGUAUUCCACUCUCACAAGUCGAUGAUAAUGAAGUUAAAGCUGUGGUUUUACAUGGUGGUCAAAUUCGUGAACUAACUGAUGCAGAUUGGGACCGUGUCCUAAGUAAGAGUGAAAUUGUUUUCGCAAGAACUUCACCUCAACAAAAAAGUCAAAUCGUAGAAAAUGCUCAAAAAAGAAAAGAAGUAGUUGCUGUAACUGGUGAUGGUGUAAACGAUUCACCAGCUUUAAAGAAAGCAGAUAUUGGUGUUGCUAUGGGUAUUGUAGGUAGUGAUGUUGCAAAAGAAACUGCCGAUAUCAUUUUAUUGGAUGAUAAUUUCGCAUCAAUUGUAGCUGGUAUCGAAGAAGGUAGAAUCAUUUUCGAUAAUUUAAAGAAAUCCAUCGCUUAUACACUCUCUCAUGCAGUUCCAGAGGUAGCACCAUUCCUUUUAAAUAUUAUUUCAGGUAUUCCAUUGGCAAUAACAUCAUUCUUAAUUCUUUGUAUCGAUUUGGGUACAGAAAUGGCACCUGCAAUCUCUUUGGCUUAUGAAACUGGUGAAAAGGAUAUUAUGAGUCGUAAACCACGUGUUUUAGGUAAAGAUCAUUUAGUAACUACAAAUCUCUUAUCUUAUAGUUAUCUUCAAGCUGGUCCAAUCGAAGCUAUCAUUUCAUUCUUAAAUUUCUUCUUGGUAUUGGCUCAUCAUGGUUUCCCACCUCAUUCUCUUCCAGGAACUACAAAUGAUUACUUUUUUGAAGGUUGUGGUAAGUAUUUAGGUUUCGAAUCGGAUUAUCAAGUUGAAGCUCUUCGUCAAGCUCAAACCGCUUAUUUUAUGACUUUGGUAACUUGUCAAUUCUUUAAUCUAAUAACUAAUAGAACUCGUGUCGUUCCUUUGUGGUCUCAUAAAAUUUUAAGUAAUUGGUAUAUCAAUAUUGGUUUAGUUAUUGAAGCUGGUAUUUGUGCUUUUGUUGUAUACACUCCAUUCGUUCAUACAAUUAUCGAAUCAGCUUCUGUACCAGGUUUAUUUUGGGCUUAUCCACUUCCAAUGAUAUUUUGUCUUUUUAGUUGGAAUGAAAUUCGUAAACGUAUAGCCUAUGAUAGACCAGAUUGGAAAAUUUCUUCAUCAUUAGGUUUUUAA
Molecule: messenger RNA, 3699 nt
Organism: Dictyostelium discoideum AX4
Lineage: Eukaryota; Evosea; Eumycetozoa; Dictyosteliales; Dictyosteliaceae
Gene: ionA
Product: P-type ATPase
Exons: 2
Coding region: 1-3699 (1232 amino acids)
Biological process (GO): potassium ion transport
Cellular component (GO): membrane; plasma membrane
Molecular function (GO): ATP hydrolysis activity; ATP binding; P-type potassium transmembrane transporter activity
Source: RefSeq, a predicted model, not a curated record